AUGUCUCGUCUCAGCAAGCUUGGGUAUAACCUCUCCUCCUCCGCCGCCUCCUCCUCCUUCUCCCCUUCCUCCCUCUCCUCUUCCUCCUUCUCCUCUUCCUUCUCCCGCUUCAAGGAUCGCCGGACUCCGACGGUUCCUUACAAGUCUUUUGCGUCAGACUCUUCGCCCAUCCGUUCAGCUGGCGUCUCUUCUUUCACCGAGGUACGUAGAGGUUCAUAUCUUUCCACUCGGGCUUCCCGUGCUUCUGCAACCGCCGCUGGCCCUGCCCCUGCACGUUCCGCCCCUUCCCUUUCGGCUCCUUCUACUCGCUUCGUUCGUGCACCUGUUCCAGCUCGCACUGGGACAGGUGACACUCUCACCCGCAGCCUUCCCUCGAAGAGUCGAGAAGCUGCUCAACAGGACGGACCCCUUGACGUCGUCCAUUCCAUUAUGGAGAGAGCUCGACUCCGCUCUCAAGCCCUUCGUUCCCGCUAUGGUCACCCAGAGAGACCGCGAGUCGACCCAAGAACCCAACCUCGAGUCGAACCCUCUUCCACUUCUUCUGUUCCGGCCACCCGUCCCACCCGUUUCACCGAGCGCAUCCGCAUUCUCGCCGAAGAAGCAGCCGCUAGUUCUGCCAACCGCCGAGCCACUCUUUCGAAACUCGCUGCCUUCGACGAAGUUGUCGCCCGUGUCAGAGCACGAAAGCAGUCGACGCCUUCCGCUCCUCCCAUUGACGCCACUCGUCCUGUCACUCGCGUGGAACGAGUCCGUCCCUCCGUUCCUCCUGACAACGUAGCUCGUCCUGUCACUCGCCCUGUCACUAGGUCAGAACGAGUCCGCCCCUCUGUUUCUUCUGUCAGCGCCACACGUCCUGUCACUCGUCCUGUCACUAGCUCUGAACGAGUCCGUCCCUCCGCUUCUUCGGUCUUCGACCGCAUCUCGGACCUUCGCGCCGCCCAGGCCGAGCGGCGCCGUUGGAUCGACGAGAUGAUCGCUCAGCAAAAAGAACGUGCUUUGACUCGGGCCACUACUUCCGCCGCCAUCGAGCAAUUCCGAGCCAAGCAUCAGGCACGACUCGCCAACCGAUCCCGCGAGGGACACCUGACGUCACCUCACCCGGCCCCGACCAACAGCAUCCGAACCACGGCGAUUCUAGCAGCAGACCCGGUACGUACUCGACGCUCGACUCCGUCAGCCGACCGACUCCGCAAGGAUAAGCCAGCGAAGCGCGUUCGUUUCGGAGAUGUUACGGUACAGCCUGUAUCUCGCUGGAUCGUUAAGUCGAAGCAUGUGCACAAACGUAGUUGCUAG
Molecule: messenger RNA, 1293 nt
Organism: Aspergillus lentulus
Lineage: Eukaryota; Fungi; Ascomycota; Eurotiomycetes; Eurotiales; Aspergillaceae
Source: RefSeq, a predicted model, not a curated record